AUGACUCAACCCAGCAGCACCUCCGUUCCCCAAACCACCUCCACUUCCAGCAUACCAAAUACCAGGAACCAACUCCCCACACCCGAGCCCGAGACAACUCCCAACACAAUGGGCCAGCCAAACACCAGCCACAGCGCCUCGUCCGCUCCAGACCCUUCGUCCGAGUUCGACUUCUCCAUGUACGAGGCCUAUUCGGACGGCGCGAUGGCCCGCUUCCUCCGCGCCGUGUACGGCAACCGCGAACUUGCAGAGCAGUGUGGGCUCAUCAAGUUCCAGCUGCCGGAAGAUGGAAUCAUCGAGUCUGGCGUUGUGGAGUUCUUGGGCGUGGAUGUGGAGAACUUGCUCACGGAAGAUGAGGGCGAUGAGGACGAUGAUGGGGACAAGGAGAAGACCACCCCGGAGCAGGCUGCGGAGGCGUUGGAGAUGCAGCUCGUGUUAUUUGGAGGCAAGCUGGAGCGCAUUCCGCUCAAGACGGUCAUCUCGAUGUACCUUCUUCUCUUCUCCGUCUGCCCGAAUGUCGAGACCAUCGAGGUCGAUGCGGAAAUCGCUGCGGUCAUCGACCGGGAGGAGCUGGGAAUGCGGUUCCCGAAGCUUGAUAAGGACCACACGGAAGACUGUUGCCUCAGUGGCGCCGUGGUACGGAUUGGGAUUACGCCGGAAGAGUAG
Molecule: messenger RNA, 666 nt
Organism: Trematosphaeria pertusa
Lineage: Eukaryota; Fungi; Ascomycota; Dothideomycetes; Pleosporales; Trematosphaeriaceae
Exons: 2
Coding region: 1-666 (221 amino acids)
Source: RefSeq, a predicted model, not a curated record